Molecule: messenger RNA, 1422 nt
Organism: Brassica rapa (field mustard)
Lineage: Eukaryota; Viridiplantae; Streptophyta; Magnoliopsida; Brassicales; Brassicaceae
Source: RefSeq, a predicted model, not a curated record
AUGAACGGAGUACUAGUCAGUACACUGAAGAAACGCAUCGUUUUGGGAAAGGCGAUUAUCUUGGCGACGGAAAGUGCGACGUGCGAUUUGGGAGUUCGAGCGAUGGAUCUGGCUCUACCGCCGGAUUUGCCGGACCCUCCAGGCGAGGAUUCAGUCAAGGAGACUCUGGGGGUAGAUGCGAUUCGUACGGGGUUGGAUCGAGCUGAGGAAAGGAAAAAAGAGGAGAGCUGGGUAAAAGUUGCAGAGGAUAAGAGGUCGUUGAAGAAGCACAAUGUUGAGGUAUUGAAGAAGGAUGGGAUCCAGACGGUGGAAAUUCCAGAUGAGAUCAUCGAGAACUCAACACCGUUGUGGGGAGAUUUUCUUGUGGGGAAGUUCUUGGAUCUCGCACCUCAUAUUGCGAAGGUUCACAAGGUUCUUAACAGAAUCUGGAAGUAUGGAGAUGACUCUACUAAGGUUGAUGUUUAUGAUGUGAAUGCUACUACCAUGAGAUUCAGGGUAUCUAGUUCAAAGGCUCGGGAAAAGAUCAUUCGUCGUGGGAUGUGGAACAUAGCAGGGGUUCCAAUGGUGGUCACCAAAUGGACACCAACAACAGAGGGGGAAAAACAAGAGGAUGAAGCGAUUCCUAUGUGGGUACAUUUGGAGAAGGUUCCUAUUCAUAUGUACUCAUGGGAGGGGUUAAGUUUCAUCACGAGCCCAAUUGGAUUUCCAGUGAAGCUUCAUCAAGAAACUAUAGCUUGCACUAACUUGAAGGAAGCUAAAGUUUUUGCUAAGGUAGAUACUUCGAAAGUUCUACCAAAGGAGAUCACUUUCACAAAGGGAGGAGAGGAAUUUACAGUGAAGUAUUUCUAUCCAUGGUUGCCUUUGAGAUGCAAUAGGUGUGAAAAAUGGGGUCAUGGAGAAAAGGUAUGUGAGUUAAAAAGAACGGAAGAGAAGAUGAAUGGAAGUCCGGUAGCUAAGAGUCCGGGGAUAGUCAAUAAGAAGAAGGAGGAAGGCUCAGUUAUGGGAGUUAAACAAGGGGAGAAAGGUAGUGCUAUGGAAGAUAGCAAUGAGGACAAAUCUAGGACGGAAGAGAGGCUGGAGAAUGCUUGGUCUGGGGUCUCUCCAGGGAGGAUAGGGAGAUCACAGAGGGUGCAAAAUAACGGCAUUGAGAUUCAGAUUUCAGCUUCUAAGUUCUCUGUUCUCAACGUUGAGGAGGAAGAGGGGGAAAUUUUAGAAGAUAAUCUGAAAGAAGGGGAGGUUAGUCAAGAAGAGGAUCGUGAUGUAGAUGUAAUUCAUGAUAGUGAGGAAGAAUUUUCUCGUGAGUUGACAGUAAGUGAAAGGGGGAAGGUAGGAGGGUUAAGAGGUAGGAAGAAAGGUCAGAAGACUAAGGCUCAAGAUCCAAUUCCGGGGAAGAGCAUGAGGUCUUCUCGACGUAAAAACUAA